UUGAAGUAGGAUGAAUAUAGUAGAUUAGCAGCUGUCUUAGUGCUGUUGAGUAAACUACCUAAGAGCUAAAGAGAGUAAGGUGCUUAAUGAGUCCGUGCUUCAAUAAAUCUCAGCCCUUUUCAGAAAGCUGCAGCACACAGCAAGCCUAGCUAGUACAGAAAGGGGAAAGAAAAUGAUGGAUUUCAAGAUAGGAAGUAUGGUUCUGUGUCUUCUAUUCGGGUCUAAAGCCACACUGGCCUUGUCACCUGCUGAGGAUGACAGACUGGAACACUGGCACAGUAAAGCCUGCAGGUGUGAUUGCCAGGGAAGUCCCAACUCAGUUUGGUCCACUGGAGCAAACAGUCUGCAGUGCAUGCCAGAAUGUCCCUAUCACAAGCCACUUGGUUUUGAGUCUGGAUCUGUUACUUCAGAUCAAAUAAGUUGUGCCAAUCCAGAACAAUACACAGGAUGGUAUACAUCAUGGACUGCUAACAAAGCCAGGCUUAACGGACAAGGCUUUGGAUGUGCCUGGCUCUCAAAAUUUCAAGACUCUAAUCAGUGGUUGCAGAUUGACCUGAAGGAAAUAAAAGUUAUUUCAGGGAUACUCACACAAGGAAGGUGUGAUGCAGAUGAAUGGAUGACAAAAUACAGUGUUCAGUAUAGAACUGAUGAAAAUCUGAACUGGGUCUAUUACAAGGACCAGACAGGAAACAACCGGGUUUUCUAUGGGAACUCAGACAGAUCAUCCUCCGUACAGAACUUUCUGCGCCCCCCCAUCGUCUCCCGCUACAUUCGAUUGAUACCACUUGGUUGGCACGUGCGCAUUGCCAUCAGGAUGGAGUUGCUUGAGUGCAUGAACAAGUGUGGUUGACAUGCAAUCGACAGCACCACAUGACAUUGUAAGGGACAUGAUGAGAAGCAUUAAAAGAAUUACAGAAACACAAUGAAUAAAUUGUGUAGGUUCUUCCUGUACGUAGGAUAGGUUCUCAAUGUAUUAUAGAAAUUAUAAGCAUUAUACAGCCACCUUCUGCUAUGAUUUAUAUGAUUGGCAACUUCAGCAGGUUUAAUGGAGUUUUUCCAACUAAAAAUAACAUUGAGGUGGAAGUGGGACCCAGAAACUUUUCUGAAACAAUGAUCAGUUUCGCAUGAUAAUUUUUCCUUCCCUACCCCCUUUUUGGGCUCAUG
This is a messenger RNA of Heteronotia binoei (common prickly gecko), 1164 nucleotides long. RefSeq names its product retinoschisin 1 (gene RS1). The transcript is spliced from 6 exons. The record is from RefSeq and is a predicted model, not a curated record. Lineage: Eukaryota; Metazoa; Chordata; Lepidosauria; Squamata; Gekkonidae. Bases 173 to 850 code for a protein of 225 amino acids.